AACAAUGCUUAUGUACAGUGUGUGAUGAAAAAGAAGCAAGAAAGGAAGUGGUCUUUGCUUUCUCACCCAGGACCAUGAUUCUUAUCUGUUGCAGAUGCUGUGAAUGAAUCUGUGAUGCGAUACGAUACACCCACGCAUCACAUGCAUAUGCAUAUGCGUAUAUACGCGUAGAUCUGGAGGAGUGAGUAGAACAGAGGAGACGGAGAAAGAAUAACGCAAGCGGUGUUUGUUUGUUUCAAACGCACGAGGCCAUGUCGGGAUUCAGAGACGCUCACUGUUUUCCGCGUCUUGUCCUCGUUGUGAAUCUCGUUCUCGCUCUUCUUCACGCCCUCGUUGCUUCCCUUGCCUUCUUUCAGUUGACGAGGAUUCACUUGAGAAACACGCAGCUUGGUUUGACUCGCCAAAAAGUGUUCCAUCUGUUGAUUGGCUCUUCUAACUUAGGUUAUGCCAUUUAUUUGGCAUUGACACUUGUUGCUGCUUGCAAGGGAUGGACCUUUUGGUCACACUCUUGUGGUUUCAUGUUUAUGGCUUUCCCCAAAGUACUUUUUUUUGCAGCAUUUCUUCUACUUUUAUCCUUCUGGGUUGACCUUUGCCAUCAGGCAGAUGAUGAUGAUGACUACGAAGGAAGUUUCUGUGAGAACCCUUUGCUGGAAAAGACAUCCAAUGAAUCAAACAUAGCAAGCAUAGAUAGCCAUCGAAAGUGCUUUCCUCUUCGGCUCUCUCGUGUUGGAAAUCGGCAAAAGAUUGUGAUUUUGGUUACAUUGCUAGUUUUCAUUACCAUGAUCGCAUUUGCUUUGAUAAUCUGGAUUGGGCUAGGAAAUAAUCCCAUUGAUUCCGAAGUGGCAGCUCAGGUAUAUUUGGAUCUUUCUGCUAUUGGAAUGAUUUUGUUGGGAGGAGCAUUAGCCUGUUAUGGAAUCCUAUUAUGCUUGAAAAUGAGCAAAGUGAGAGCCGAGAAACCUUCAUCUGAAAUGUGGAAGGUUGCAGGUUUAACUAUUGUCUCUGUACUAUGCUUCACAUCAAGUUCAUGUGUAGAACUUUUAACUGACAUCCCUAUGCAGUAUAACUGGCAUCAGCAGCGUCUGAAUGAUGCUUACACCUCUCUUAUACUCGUUUUGUAUUAUUUUGUGGGUUCAUCAAUACCUUCAGCAGUGAUACUGUGGGUAAUGAGAGAAUUACCACCUGCAGAAGCUGCUGUCGUACCAGAAGAAUCUAGAACAAUAACUUUUGUUGCUGAUAGUUCAAUUGCAAUUCAUCAUCCUCAACGCUGGACUACGGCAACAAGCAUGCAGAAUCAGACUUGAAUAACUCCCGUCCGACAUGAAUAUGGCUGUUGCAGGAUGACCAUGUUAGCCUGCUUGAAAGCUGAAUUAAUCGAUCUCGAGAAAGAUUAUUUUUUUGUCCAAAUCAUGCUGACUUGACUAUGGGUAUAAAUGGUCGUAACCGUUCUUUUUUAACUGCUAGGAAAAAUGUGAUUCAAAUCCUGUACCCCUGAAAUUCAUCACGACAUUUACAAUUUAAGAACAAAAUAUGCUUCAAUUUAAGCCUCCACCAUGAUGCAGGAUGCAUGAUCAGAUCCGUGAUUUGAAAUAUGGUUCGUAUUAAUGG
This is a messenger RNA of Vigna radiata var. radiata (mung bean), 1605 nucleotides long. Its product is annotated as tobamovirus multiplication protein 1. NCBI's taxonomy places the organism in Eukaryota, Viridiplantae, Streptophyta, Magnoliopsida, Fabales, Fabaceae. The transcript has 14 exons. The record is from RefSeq and is a predicted model, not a curated record. The coding region runs from base 252 to 1301 and encodes 349 amino acids.